Hemiscyllium ocellatum (epaulette shark) is the source of this 3099-nucleotide messenger RNA. RefSeq names its product chromosome 28 C6orf120 homolog (gene c28h6orf120). Bases 116 to 664 code for a protein of 182 amino acids. NCBI's taxonomy places the organism in Eukaryota, Metazoa, Chordata, Chondrichthyes, Orectolobiformes, Hemiscylliidae. The record is from RefSeq and is a predicted model, not a curated record. The transcript has 2 exons.
CCGCUCUUGGCCUCCGGCUCCUUGAUGCAGGGAGCGGUUCCGGGAAGCGGGAGCGGAGCGGCCGCGGGGAUGCUGUACAGAUGACACUGGCUGGUUCAUCAUUUCUGACAGAGUCAUGUCUCUGGUGUGCGGGGUGCUUCUGACGGUGUUUCUGUGCCAGCUGGUGCUGGGUACAUUGGGCGGAUCCUCUGCCAGCGAGCCAGUCUCGGACGACUGGAUCCUACUGUAUGUGCACCACGACCAGAUUACACCCGGAAACUACACCUACUUGUACCUCGAGGACGCUGGGCGACUCGUGUUGCGGAUAGACAGUUACCGGGGUGAUGCUGACCUCUAUGUCUCCGACUCCACCCGAUACCCCAGUUUCGAUGACUACGAGCUGCAGUCGACCACAUGUGGCCCGGACUGGGUGGUAGUGCCCCCCAGGUUCCACCGUCCGGUGGCUGUUGGUGUCUACGGGCACCCUUCACACCUGGAGACGGAGUACGAGAUAAGGAUCUACCUCGACCAAGGAGUGAUCGAGGACCCCUUUGCUGAACUCUCCUAUCCCACUGAUGAGGGCACUGGCGACGGGACCCCGGGAAAGACAGUACCAGAGGAGAAGUCAGUAAUGUGGACCAUAAUGAUUGGGAUUCUUAAGCUGGUGCUGGAGAUCCUGUUUUGACUGUGUCCCCUCACAGUUUGUGUGUGAUGUGGACGGGAAGACAGCCAUUUUCAGCUACAGUGCAAUCAGAGCUUUUCUAACAUCCGUCCCUCCUUCCUCGCACAACUCGGUUGAGUUUAUUGUUUCUUUGAUUUCAAAUCAGUCAAGUUUAAUUUUGAAGGAAUGGUUUGUUUUUCAUUUGUUCUCUCCUUGGAGGGAUGAUCCAGACUUUGUGUUAAUGUACUGUGUCGUGUUAUUGCCAGAUGGGACACCAGUUCUUGUACUUUUGUAGGAUACCCAAUCUCCUGUCUCCAUUGUAUCCAUUUCCCAUAAAAUGUCUUUUCUUUCAGUACCACGUCUGUUCCCAGGAUAGCCUAUCUCCAAUGUCCCCUCUUUUAUUAGGCACAUGUUAUUAUCAUAAAGUGUGCAGUACUUUAAUUUGUUUUGUGAGGCCUUUGCAGGAGCUGGGCUGGGUGUUUUUCCAGAGGAGACAUUAUCCCUCACCUUUUUGUCCUGUGUUCCAUUCCCCGGGGCAUUCUCUCAUUCUAUCUGUGCUGCAUUUGUGUUCUGGGAUUCUCUCCUUGCCUGUCAUUAGCCUGCUUUGUGGGAAUACAUAUCUAAACUUGUCUGGUUUUUUGGCAUAAGUUCCCUCUGUUUGCACCAUAUCCAUGCAGAUUUUGGUGCAAAGGUACUGUACAUUUUCUACAUGAACAGAGCAGUGCAACAAUUCAUUUAGAGUGGGCUUUGAUUUCUACUCCGAUAUAUUGCAAAGCGAUUCCUUUACACAGGCCAUGUUGCGGUAAAGACACUCAGCAAAUUGGAAAUGGAUAUUUUUAUAGAAUUCGUUGGAAUUAUGACUUGUCAGGUGUUCGUUGCCGAUUGGUAGGCAAUUAUUUUUCAUUUUUAGAGAGUGAAACCUGGGAGAAAUUGAAUGGUGGUGGGCAUUCUUUUUGAGAAUGACUGUCAAUAAACACGAUGAUUGCAUUGACCCUGGAGGAGGGUAUCAUGUUUCUUAAUCAUUUGACAAAGUCCCCGGGGAAAUGGAAAUCAUUGAAGACCCGAGUUUGAGUGCUGUCUAGUAACCUGUGGAUGCCGGAUAAAGAAGGGUCAUUUCUGAACUACCUUUUAUUCAUAACCAAUGAAAUAUUUAUGAAGUGCAGAUUGCUCACAGCAAGGUCACCCAGGGAAAUGGUCGCCUGUGCUGCCUAUAGCUCAGCUGUCUUGGUAUGACUCUGUUUUGUCCCAUGUUCACUAAUCCAGUGCAGUUCAUCUAUGACACCCAUCUUCCAACUUCACCUAGACCAAUCUCUCUGCUGCCUUAUUUAAUGAAUAAUCAGUUUUUUUUCAUGGUGUUGGUUGAGGGAGGAAGGUUAGCUGAGACAUCACGAUAAUCUCCCUGCUCUUCAAGUAAUCUCAGGGAAUUUCAAAGGACCUCAAUUUAGCAUCUUAUUUGAAAAGUGGUACCUUUGCCAGUGCAGUCCUGCCCUGGGAUUGUGGACUGGAGUUACUGGAGUGGGGCUUGAAACUGUGACCUGACUGUGGGACGAAGGUGCUAUCCACUGACCCAAAGAAGACAAGGUGGAGAUAAGGCCGUCUCUCUCUAUCUGAGCUUAGAGUUGUACAUUGACAAUUUUGGGAUGGGCAUUUGAAGUAACCAGUGUCCAUUUAGUACUUUCAAAUUCAGCUUCUUUGACCUAGUGGGAUAUCCAAAACAUUUCAGAAAACUGCUAGUGAACAAAACAAAUAGACUGCAGCAGUUCAAGAAGGCAGCCCCUCAACACCUUGUCAAGGGCAACUAGGAGUGGGCAGUAAAUGCCCACCCAGCCACUGAUGGCUGUGCCUCACGGGUGAAUAAAAAACCCCAUAAAACUGCCAAAUACAAGAUGACCAAAAAGAGUAUAAUGACGAGGUCGAGAGAGAAAGACAUAGAGGAAAAGAAUUGGAGAGAGUAAAGAUCCCAGAGAACUCAACACAAUUAAUUCCUUGUGCCUGAACACUAGGCUACUUCACCAGGUGUGACUCAAUUGCAAUUGAAUUUAGAUUUCCAAAAAACAGAUUCUCCUGCCAAACUGUUUGCUAAGCUGUGUUUUUAAGACUUGAGGAAUUUGAAGACUACUCUCCGUGGUGUUGAAGUUGUGGAAUUUCAAGAACGCUGUUACCCAAUUGGCUUACGGCGAGUUGUUUCGAAGGUUUGGUAUUUGAAGAUGAAUAAAGGUCUAGUGUUCUUUGGCAUGUAGUAUUCCACUCUGCAGCCCAGACAGUAUGCCUGUGUUUCUCAUUAACAGCGUUAACCUUGAAGAAUUAAAGAUGAUGAGUCAACUUGUCACUGACCCCUCUCACCACAAGGCUCCCAAGUGUCUUCCCUUCAAAAGAACAACCUGUCCUUAUUUUUAUUCCUGUAAAGUGAAUGUAUCACGUACUGGAAAUAAUCAAGAUUAAACAUGUUUUGUUAUUGA